Molecule: messenger RNA, 678 nt
Organism: Didymodactylos carnosus
Lineage: Eukaryota; Metazoa; Rotifera; Eurotatoria; Philodinida; Philodinidae
Source: the annotation of a GenBank genome assembly
AUGUCAUCACAACUACUAGCAAGCGGAAUACCAAAACCUGGUUUUAUCAAUGUUAAAAGGGAUGGUAAAUCAUUACUUAAGUCACUUGAUUUACCUGAUAUAUCAUCAAUGAUUAAAGAUUGUUUAACAACAGAUCAGUCAAUCAUACGUGAUAUUAAACAAUUACUAUCUGAUAAUCAAGGUGAUGUAUCAAAAAGAAAAAUUGAACAAAUAGUAAUUAAAGUCGAUGAUAUUGAACGUCGUUCGCGUUCAUAUAACCUUCGAUUUAAUGGUGUACACAAAGGUCAAAAUCCAAAAGCAAAGAUAAUUGAAAUUGUAAAAAUGAUAGAUGUUACAAUAACACAUGAUGAUAUUGAAGUUGCGCAUUUUACGGGUGCGAAGAAUGUUAUUGCCCGUUUUUAUUCACGUAAAACAUGUCAAAAAUUAUUAAAACAUCGUAAAAAACUACGAAAAAAACAAUCCGAUCGUAAAUAUUUUGUAUUUGAGGACUGUACAAAACGAGCAAUGGCUUUAUUUAGUAAAAUGCGUCAACAUUUAUCCGAAGACACUAAAUUCCAUGUAUACAUAAGAAACGGGAGAGUAUUACACCGGUCUUCUUUACAAGAGAAACCAGUGGUGAUUGAUAGAGACCAAACAGUUUCUGAUCUUCUUUUAAAAUUAAAAUUAAAUGGUGCGUGA